Spinacia oleracea (spinach) is the source of this 1286-nucleotide messenger RNA. Its product is annotated as bystin. Bases 734 to 1159 code for a protein of 141 amino acids. Lineage: Eukaryota; Viridiplantae; Streptophyta; Magnoliopsida; Caryophyllales; Amaranthaceae. Gene Ontology annotation, cellular component: preribosome, small subunit precursor; nucleolus; cytoplasm. Gene Ontology annotation, molecular function: snoRNA binding. Gene Ontology annotation, biological process: rRNA processing. The transcript is spliced from 5 exons. The record is from RefSeq and is a predicted model, not a curated record.
UGAGUAAGAGCAACUUUUAACUUGAAAUUUUUGCUCCCGUGUUCUCGCUGUCCUCAACACACACAUUUUCUCUAUCUCCUUCUUCACUCCAUUCCACCGCCGGCGACGUUUCUCCUCUGGUCUGUCACAAGCGCGCAACAACCUUCACGUUCACACACUCGCACGUCGCAAUUCUCCUCUGCUCCUUCACCGGCAAUCAGAGUGGCGAUUUCCCGAUAGCUACGCCAUUUCAUGAUCCCAUGCUUCUCAAAACACCUUUAAAAAAAUUGAUGCUGCCCUUUUAUAUCGGCUCUGUGAGGUGUUGUGCGCACCCACAAGAGAGGGAUGUGCGCGCGCACAGACCCUGCUCUGCGCCCCCACAAGAAAAGCCUCUGCGUCCGCACACAAUUUCCAGACUCACUGCAUCGAAUUUGCUAUUUUUGUGCCCCCACAAGACAUGUCUGUGCGCGCGCACAGACAUGUACCUGAUGUUCAGUUGUUGUUCUGCUCGUGGUUUGGCUAUGUUGUUGUUCUGCUCAGUUGUAGCUAUUGCUGUCAAGGCUCGUAGCUGCAGUGAAUGUUGAACGUUGCUAGCUUGGCCUAUGCACUGCAUUGUGCUCGUGCUCGUGAGCCCACGGGGCUGCUCUGGGGCAACAACUACACGUAUACAGUAGCUUUGUGCACGAUGACUGGUGAAGCUUGAGCAAUGACAAUAAAAGAGGUGCAAUGAAUGUAUUUACACUGACAUGUCCAUAUGGUGUUUUCUAUAACAGAGUUCAAAGCUGUUACAAAGGAAAUAUGUAAGCUGCCAUCCUUCUUCUCUAUCGUCCUUUUCCAAAAGAUUGAUGUCAACGGUACAGAAUUUGUCACCAGUGUUGCGUUGAUGAGGCUAGCUGAGAUGGACUACUGUGGGACUACCAGCUAUAUAAUCAAGAUUUUUAUUGACAAAAAGUAUGCUUUGCCUUAUCUGGUGUUGGAUGCUUUGGUUGCUCAUUUCAUGAGAUUUGUAGAAGACUCAAGGGUUAUGCUAGUGAUCUGGCAUCAGACUCUUCUUGCCUUUGUUCAAAGGUUUUCAAAACACCAAAGGAGGGGCCCUUUAACAAAGAGGAGUUGGAUGAAGUUCGAGACAAGUGGGCUACUUACUUCAACGAUUGGGAACUACCCUCAGUGUAAUAAAUAGAGCAGGCUUGUAGUUAUCCGUGACUCUUGCAUUAUUUUGUUAUUUAUCGAUGUAAUUAAUUACAUUUGAAUUAAUUCGGUAAUAUUAUUGGAAAUUUGAAAAUAAUAUCAUUUUUGAGGAAUGUCAA